This is a messenger RNA of Coccinella septempunctata (seven-spotted ladybird), 1814 nucleotides long. RefSeq names its product TBC1 domain family member 22A. Bases 399 to 803 code for a protein of 134 amino acids. The transcript has a single exon. The record is from RefSeq and is a predicted model, not a curated record. NCBI's taxonomy places the organism in Eukaryota, Metazoa, Arthropoda, Insecta, Coleoptera, Coccinellidae.
AAUUUGCACGUGAGAACGUUCGUAUGUACGAACGAAUAAUAUUAUUGUUCUGUUUUCCCAUUCUAAUUUAUUUUUGGCAUACAAACACCGAUUGAUAUUUGAAAUUAUUGGCGCCGUCAGUGGUUUCACUUCUCUCUCCUCGUAUUUCUGAAACAACGUACCGUUGCGAUCAUAUCUCCAUCCUCCAAUUGUCAGGCGGCUUGAGAGAGAGGGAGAAACGAAAGAAAUUUCGAUUAUUCGAUUAUGACAUUACUUAUUUGUGGUUGUUUGAUUCGUUGAGCGUCUUGUAUACGUGCUGUUCUUGUUGGUGACUGUUUGUGCCUUUACCGUUACUCUUCCUAAAUAAUUAAUUUAAUUGUUCAUCAACGAGUGCUUAGCGGCAAAAUACUUCAAGAAUCAUGGCCUUUAUGAUGCCAGUGGUAAAAAAUGAUUGGGAUAUUUACAACUCAAAAAGAGGCAGAAGGGUUUCGGAAUGUUCUAAUCCGCAGAAUUGUCGCUCGAGGAAAGUUUCUGAGACUAAAUCGGAAGGACCAAGCCUUUCAACAUCACCUGGUAAUGAUUUUCAACCUCCCGCACCGUCAAGUUACAAGGGUUCAUCAAACAUGUCCAAGCAGAAUAGUUAUUCCCGGGCUAGCUCUAGGACUUCAGAAGCUAGUCUUCAGAGUCCAGUGAAAUCGUCUUCAUCGAGUCCACCAAAAAGUGACUCGAGCACCAGUUUGAACAACUUUCACUGCAGACUGUUAGACAAGUUGAAGAAGUCUUUGAAAAAUAAAGAUAGUGACAGUGAGAAAGCGACUUCAUGAAGAGUAUUUUCAAGAGAAGACACUCCACCUCCGAUCCUACAUAUGGAUUUAUGGCUAAGCAACGACUACGUAUGUUUUCAGCAAUUUUCAUUGCCCUGUGAUAUGUAGUUUAUUAAUAGAAUAGCUAUAAAUUUGUUGAUUUAUAUUGUCGAGCUUGCACAAUGUUUACUGGUUGGGUGCCAACAUUUUUAUUUGAUCUUGACUGUGCAACUGUUUUGAGUACUCGAAUAUUUUUGAUAUAUCAGAGGGGACAAUAUUUUCUUAACAAUAUUUAAGGUAAUUACCGUUGUAUUAAUGAUAUGACACAAAUGAAUUAUGACACUGAAAGUAUUUUAUAAAAAUUUUCCAUGACUUAGGUGAAUAGUAUAAAAAUCUUGUUAUCAACCCCUCAGAUUAAUUUGAAAUGUAGCUAUUUCGGUAGUGCAACAUUAUGAAAUAGUAAAUUGAUUACAGGGCCCCUUCAUUGCAAUAUGUUUGUGAUUCGGUAGCUUGCUUUAUACUUGGAUAAACAAAAAAGACUGUAAGGAGGUAAUAUGGAGUUUAACAUUGUUAGUACUAUAUUGCUUGUUAUGUCGAAACUAAGUAUUCAUAGAUUUAAGAUGGGAGAAGGCUAAUAAGGAAUAUAGGGAGACCAAUUUAUCCAAAAUUUUUUGAUACAUCAUUUUUGACUGUUAUGUAGUCAAAUUAAUUUUGGACCGAGUUAGGAAGAAUUCAGGAUAUCCAUUUUCUAUGAUACAUAGUUGAAAAGUAAGAUAGUUUUGCGUUCUAUUGUUAUACAACUAAGUAUAUUUUAUAUCAGAAAUACAUAUAGUUAUUCAACAUUCCAUUGACUAAUGUUUGUUUUCAUUUAUGUACUUCAUAUUUAAUUUAAAGUUUUUUUUUAUUUCAGUAGAUAGUGAAAGAAAUAUUUAUUUUUGUGAAGACUUUCAAAUGAGUUUAAAUAAAAAACAAUGUUCUAAAUUUGUGUAUUAAAUGAUAAUCAGCUAAAAUAAAGUGUGCUUUUUCAAGAUA